CAAUGUACAGUAAAUUGCAGCUUUAUAGACUUAAAUAGAAAUGCUUGCUUACGUAUGGUUGUACCAGCAAUGGAAACCAGUAUUUUAUCUGACUGAGUUUCCUGUUGCCUUAUCAGUUCUCUGAAGUCUUGAAAGAGCUGACACUAUAGACUUCCUUUGACCUACUUCUAACUCAUCACAGCGUAUUAAGAGCCAUUUUAGCUUUUUUGUUCAAAUUUCUACUAGGAAAUUGGCAAAUGGCUAGAUAGAAUGCCGCAAACAUUUUGUAUUGACUUGCUAUGUAUUUUUUGGGCGUUAUAGUCUUUUUAAUAUUGAUCUUAAGUUUUGUUUUAUGAUUGAGUUGAGUACAUCCAUUUAUUUCAGAUGAGAGAAGCAAACCACUGGCUACACUUUAUCAUUUUAAAUUAUUUUCAAAAUGUGGUUCUAUGUGUUGGUGUUGACACUAGCCUGUCUUGACUCUGUGCGGAGUUGCACAGAAGAGACGCUAAAAAAUCACCCGGAAAGUACCUGCUAUGAAUGUCCAGCAGGCUUUCACAAAGAAAAAGGAACCUCCAAAUGCAUAAAAUGUAUUGCGGGCAAAGAAUUCACUGCAAUACGAAAUUAUGAUGUAGCUUGUAAACGCUGUAAAGCAUGUGAUGAAGGAGUCUCUCAAAUGGUGGUGAAGAGUUGUGAGCCCAAGAAUGACACUGAAUGUGGCUGCAUGAAGAAUUACUACCCAAAGAAAUCCAAACAUCGAUUGCAAUGCAUCAAAUGUCAAACUAAAGACUGUUCAAACUAUACAGAAUGUCACACCUCCUGCACCAUUACUACGACUCAGAGACCUCCAACCUUGACACCCAACCCCAGCAUCACUCAAACAGGUCCAGACCAUUAUCCCCUUCUGACCACCAGUUAUGUCUUUGUGGUUGUCCUGAUGACCACUCUGUUAAUUGCCGGUCUCCUUGUCCUGACUAAGGGUGGAUGGAUGGUACAUGGCUGUUGUGCGACCCCUGAAAAGGACCUCCAGUUGCCUACAAGGGACACAUCAGCCAACGGUCAGCCAAAUGGUCCAACAUCACUGACACUGAAUAUUACUCAAGGGAUUCCCAUGACGACAUUCUCUCACAGUGCUACCAAGACGGAGUAUCACACCCUUGUCACACCCCUGUUGCCAGGUAGAGAGCCCAGAAUCCCUCGACAGGAGACCCAGGAGGAGCGCUGGCCCGCCAAGGUGUUGUACGCCAUCAUCAAGGAGGUGCCUCUGCGGCGCUGGAAGGAGUUCCUGCGCCUGCUCUCUGUGCCCGACCAACAUCUGGAGCGUGUAGAUCUGGAACCGGGCCUAGGCUCCAUGGAACGGCAGUACCAGAUGCUGCGUCUGUGGAGCCAGGGCCCGGCUGCAGGCCUGGAGGAUAUCUACUCUGCUCUGCUCUACAUGGACCUGGCCGGCUGCGCCCACCAGCUGCAGGACAGCCUGGAGCAGCUGCAAGCGCUCCAGUCAAUAUCCCCAACCAAUGACAUCACUGCAGAGAACCACAGAGUCUGGAGGCUUACUUAGCCCGUGUCACAUCACCCCAGCACCACCAGAUAGGAUUGUGGAGGCUGCUGGGACAUCACUUAUGACUUCACCACAGAAUAAGAUCAUACCCAGAUGUGAAUAUGACAUCACGACAGCAUCAUAAGACCAUGAAGGCUGUUCUUUUCUUCUUCUUUUGAAAUAGAUUUGAGUCUUUUUAUAUUUUAUUUACAGUAAUUCACGAAUGAGAAUGAGAGACUGAUGGAGAGAGUGAAUUAGACAUAGGUCAAACCCCCACCACCAAGGACCAUGUGACAUCAGGAGUCGGCAGUUCUACCACUACUCACCCACCGAACUGUAAAUAUGAUGUCACCACCUGGACUGUAGUCUUCCUGUUCAAGUUCCACUUCAGAGACUGGUUACCUGCAGGGUUUGGCAGGUUACUUUCUAAAUGUAAUCCGUUACAGUUACUAGUUACCUGUCCAAAGUUAUAAUAAUUAACGUAACUUUUAGAUUACCCAAACUCAUUAAUGUUAUCUGAUUGCUUUCCCCUUAAAAGGCAUUAGAAGAAGACAAAAAGGAUCCAUCAAACGCAUUUGGUGUGUCAUCAUAGUGGUCUCGAGAGACAGACAGUAAGGUUUAUACAAAUCUCCUCUGUUGAAAUCUAAAUGUUAGUCUAAAAGAAAUGUGAGAUAAUGUAUAGAUGCUUUUUAUGUGAAGUUUAACUUCCCUGCCUGGGCUAAUGAGACAGUGGAUUGCGCAGUCAGAUGGAACAGAGUAAAUAGGCAUUUUAACAUCAUAGAUUUAGCCGGUGGUAAUUUGUGGAAUAGACACCGGCUGGAAUGUGCUUUUAACCAAUCAGCAUUCAGGAUUAGACCCACCUGUUGUUUAAAGGGAAAUAAUGCAUGCUCUAGAAUGUCCUUCAAGCCAAUCAGAAAUGAGUGUUCAACAAUGCUAAGUACUAAAUACACAUAGGUAAGACCUAAAUGUACACAUAGGUACAGAAUUGAUGAUUAGAAUACUAAUAGGAUCUCUAUGGAUAUACAUACAGUCAUUGGAUCAGAGCCAUAGAAUUAAACAUCAAAUUGAUUUAACUAGGCAAGUCAGUUAUUAAGAACAAAUUCUUAUUUUCAAUGAUGGGUUAACUGCCUUGUUCAGGGGCAGAACGACAGAUUACAGAUUGUACCUUGUCAGCUCAGGGAUUUGAUCUUGCAACCUUUGGGUUACAAGUCCAAUGCUCUAACCACUAGGCUACCUGCCGCCCCAAAUAACGACAUCAUGGCAGCAUCACAAGACCAAUCAAGAGGACCAUUGCAAUCCCAAAGAAACUGUGAAUCAAGCAGUGGAACAACUUAGUAUCGUAUAGAAAUGGGUUUGUUUGGGGUGAUAAUGUGUCAGCUAUUAUGUAACCUUGGUGAAGACUGUAUCAGAGGAGGAUCGUUGUAAUGAUGGGGCAGUGAGUCGGAAGCAGGUGAAACGUUUUAAUAAAACAACAACACCAAGAACACGCCGCUAACAUAAGGCAGUACGCCGAGACACAAGAACAAUACCAACUAGUGAGUGAACCUGGGAGAAUAACAUAUAAAGGGGAGGAAAUUAUGAAGGUAAUGGGGUCCAGGUGAUUCACAGAUGUGCGUAAUGAUUAGUGCCAGGUGUGCGUAAUGAUGAAUGCCAGGACCAGUGGUUAGUACUCUGGCGGAAUUGUUCGCCAAAUGGUGGAGCAGGAGCAGACGUGACAAUCGUAAUACAAGCACACUAUCCCUUUUCCGUUAAAAAAAUAAAAAUUAUAUAUAUAUAUUGAUUUCAGAUUUUUAAUGUUAUCAGUAAUGUUCUGGUAUUUUUUAAAAUGUGUUUACCCAUUUCUGAUGUUAAGUAUGUUGUUAAUUGUCAGAGAAAGAUUUGUACUGCAUAUUGCUACAUAGAGUAAUAAAAGUGAAUAUUUUUUAAACAGUUCCAACAACAGGACUGACUAUCAAUGAUAUCUGAAUUAUGCUUUUAUCCAUGUUAGAGGCUAUAGUGUUUGUUUACAUUUACAUUGUUUACAAACAUUGGAGUAAAACAAGUUUAUAUUUCCGUUUCUGAUGGGGUAUGACAGUUGAACUAAACUCAUGAGGCAUACGUUACAUUUUUCAAGAAUCAAUGGGUAUAUAUCAUUAAUAUAUAAGUCCAAUAUGGAUGUAGCAACUAAGGAUUCUAGCUUUAAAUAUAUGCACAGCACUAUGGUACUCAAGGUUAAAUAAUGAUAUGCUUAAUUGCUGUAUGCUGGGGUGUAAAAAUCAUCACUAAUAAACUGAAGUUGAAUUACAAAUGUAAUUGACCAUACAGUGCUGUUUCAUUGUAGCCACAAUAUGGGAGUAUUUGCCCAAACUGCAAAGAUGUAUAUAUACUACUGCUGAAUCCAUGCAGAAUAACUCAAUCACACAGAAGAACUGUCAUGCAUUCUGUCAAGCCAUUGUAGUCCUACUGCCACUUGUUUUGAAUCAGAAAGGGUAGAAAACCAUAGCAAGAUUAGAAAUUGAAAAUCUUUGUCCCCUUUGGUGCCAACAUGCAAGCAUCAUUGCAUCAGGCAUGUUUUUUACACUUAUGACGUAAUCUGGUCCACAUAAUGUCAAAUGAACAUGAAUAGUAGGAAUAGAUAGUAGGAGUUCUUAAGUAAGUGUUUAAUCACAGAGUCAGUCAGUUGGUCUGUCACUUCAGCCAGGACGCAGGACUUCAGCCAGGACGACACUGUGAGGCCAAGUCAGUCACAGAGCCUAAAGUAAUCAAUAAUCAACGAGGAAAAUGCAGGGGCCUCCAUUGGUUUCUAUGUAACGCCGGGGGCAGAUUCGGGGAGGGACGGGCACGUGUGGGCAAUUUUUCUCUGCCGCUACGCUUGCCACACCCCCUGUUACCGGCAGAGUUUUAAUGGCUUUUUAUAAACUACAGUUUCACCUGUGCUUGCAGCUCCCUCUUCAAGUGUUGCUAAUAGCGCACUUUGAAGAUGAACACCCACAAGGACGUCAAAGAAAAGUUAGGCAAUAAUAUUAGCUAGGCAUAUUUACAUUUCUUUAUAACCUGAAACUGCAUGAAUAUUUAAUUGAGUUGUGGAACUAAGAUACAUUUGUUUAUAAUCAGACACUCCAUUCUGAAAAUGUCUGAAUACAUUUAGAAGAUUGAGGGAAGUGGUCUAUUCUCUGUCUAGUGCUCUACUUUUUACCAGAGCCCUGUCAAAAGUAGUGCACUACAAAUGGAAUAGGGUGUCAUUUGGGACGUAUGCAUAGAUAGAUGUAGAAUAGAUCUAGCCUAGAUAGACAUUAUGACCACUGACACUCAACAACCAAAUCUCAAUGGUUAACUGAGUCGUGCUGUAGCCCACAGGGACCCGUCUCUAACAACACCACCAGAGGAAGAUCUCGUCUCCUGUUCCCCAAUGAGGAAGGAGGGGACCAUGA
This is a messenger RNA of Salmo salar (Atlantic salmon), 4923 nucleotides long. RefSeq names its product tumor necrosis factor receptor superfamily member 25. Lineage: Eukaryota; Metazoa; Chordata; Actinopteri; Salmoniformes; Salmonidae. Gene Ontology annotation, molecular function: protein binding. Gene Ontology annotation, cellular component: plasma membrane. The record is from RefSeq and is a predicted model, not a curated record. Gene Ontology annotation, biological process: signal transduction.